This is a messenger RNA of Penaeus monodon (black tiger shrimp), 446 nucleotides long. Its product is annotated as pro-resilin-like. Gene Ontology annotation, cellular component: extracellular matrix. The transcript is spliced from 3 exons. The record is from RefSeq and is a predicted model, not a curated record. Bases 30 to 335 code for a protein of 101 amino acids. Lineage: Eukaryota; Metazoa; Arthropoda; Malacostraca; Decapoda; Penaeidae.
CAGUUCCUUCUGAAACUAUCAAGCUAAACAUGAACGCAAAGGUUUUCAUCCUCCUCGGCCUGGUGGCUGUUGUUGCUGCCGACAAAUUGGCAUCUUUCGAGUCAGGAGAGGCCAAAUACGACUUCAACUGGGCUGUCAAACACGACGACUCCGACAACGACUUCGGACACCAGGAGGCCCGCAAUGAAGACGACACCCAGGGAUCCUACUACGUGCAGCUCCCCGACGGCCGCCUGCAGACCGUCAGGUACGUCGUGGACGGCGACAACGGCUACGUGGCUGAGGUCAACUAUGAUGGCGAGGCUCGUUACCCCGACUCCAAUGAAUCAAAGUAAUUAGAAUCCAACGUCCCGGAAUAAUCAGCUGAUAACCCAUGAUAUGGCUUGCAUAUAUAUAUGUAUAUAUGUAUAUUUAUCCUUAUAUGUAAAUAAACAAUUGUCAUAAAA